This is a messenger RNA of Caenorhabditis briggsae, 2283 nucleotides long. It is a transcript of the gene Cbr-dnj-29, whose product is annotated as Protein CBR-DNJ-29. The transcript has 12 exons. The record is from RefSeq and is a predicted model, not a curated record. Gene Ontology annotation, cellular component: Sec62/Sec63 complex. Bases 1 to 2283 code for a protein of 760 amino acids. NCBI's taxonomy places the organism in Eukaryota, Metazoa, Nematoda, Chromadorea, Rhabditida, Rhabditidae. Gene Ontology annotation, molecular function: transmembrane protein transporter activity; RNA binding. Gene Ontology annotation, biological process: SRP-dependent cotranslational protein targeting to membrane; post-translational protein targeting to endoplasmic reticulum membrane.
AUGGCUCGCGCCUCGUUCGAGUACGACGAGGUCGGCAACACAUUUUACUAUGUCUUAGUCGCAUUUUAUGCGUUCAUUUUGUUCCCAGCGACAUGGUUGUGUCUUCCGGGCGGUGCGAAACCAGAAACCGUCCAUGUGGUCAAUGAACACGAGUGUCAGUGUGAUGGUUGUGAUAAAAAACGGCGAAAGAAGGCGGCGAAUAAGCCAUGGAGACGGACCAAGAAAAUUAUCACGAUUUCGGCCCUCGUCGUCGCUUGGGCGAUUUUCGCUAUAAUUGUCAAAAAGACCACUGAAAUCGAGCAGGUUCACCAGGAUUACGAUCCUUAUCAGAUUUUGGGUCUGGAUCAGGGAGCCGAGGAGAAGGCUAUCAAGAAGGCGUACAGGGAUUUGACAAAGAUUCAUCAUCCGGAUCGCGGAGGAGACGCCAUAUUUUUCGACAAAAUCGCCAAGGCAUAUCAGGCGUUAACUGAUAAGGAAGCCCGCGAGAAUUGGGAGAAAUACGGUAAUCCAGACGGUCCAACUGCCACGACAUUCGGAAUUGCUCUACCGAAAUGGCUCGUUUCCAAGGAAUACGGUCUUUGGGUUCUGGCGUUUUAUGGACUCAUUUUUAUGGUUAUUAUGCCGGUGGCUGUGGGUAUGUGGUGGUACAGUUCGAUCAAGUACAGUGCUGAUAAGGUCCUCCUGGAUACCACUAGAAUGUUCUAUUAUUUUAUCAACCGAACGCCGCGAAUGGAGAUUGGAAGAAUGAUCGCUGUGCUCUCUGGAUCGUUCGAAUUCAGCAAACAGUACAACAAGGAGAUUGUCGAGCGAGAAUCGGAUGAAAUCGAAGUUCCACGACUCAUGAAAUUCCUCACCGGAGUGAAUGAUAAGGGAAAAGAGCAACCGUUGAGUCAGGCGUACGCUCUCAAGGCUCGUACCUUGAUUCAUGCGUAUCUGUCGAGAUUACCACUGGAAUCGGCGGAGAAUGUGUUGGAUCAGGAUCAGGACUACAUCAUCACCCGAAUCCUCCGUUUCGUCGAAGAAAUGGUCAAUUGCUCACAGAAUCUCAUGUCCUACUCGCAACACUCGAAAAUCACCAUCGACACAUUCGAUAAUCUGCUCCGCCUGCAGCCAAUGUUCGUUCAAGCACUAUGGCAAAAGAAUAGUCCACUUCUACAGUUGCCACAUUUGACCGAUUACAAUUUGCAGCACUUGCGGAAGAAAAAAAUCUUCUCGUGUCACGACUUGGCCAUCAUGGAUUCUGAAUCCCGACGUGCUGUGCUUCGUACCCUUACCAAUGACGAAUACAGGGAUGUGAUGGUCGUCCUAUCGAUGAUGCCACGUCUUCGAAUCGAAACGAAGACUGUUGUGGAGGGAGAAGACGACAAGCACGAGCUGACAGCCGGUUGUGUGGUUACACUGAAGGUCACUAUGAAGCGUAGCAGCCUGAUCGAUCCACAAGAAGCGGGCCUAGCCGAUCAGUACAAGGCCUAUUCAUCUGGAGCUGACGAAGACGAGAGAGAAGAGGGAGAAGAGAAUCAGACAGAGGAGACGGCAGACGGAGGAGAAGAGGUGAAGAAGAAGAAGGUGUGGACGGCGAAGAAUAAGCAGAGUAAGAAGAAGAAGAAGGCGGCUGGAGGACAGGGACCACAGAAGAAGUUCCAGAAGAAGACAACGACGGCGCCAGGGUCACCAUCUACGAAUUCUGAGGGACAGGCGCUGGUUAAGGCCGCCGAAGAAGAGGAAGACGACGAGGAGAAGAAUUCAGAAGUCUCUGACGUCGGCUCGGACGACGAAGACGCCGACGCCGCCGCUUCUGGAAACUCGGACUCGGAAAAAGAGCAAAAGGCGGGAGAUUCCGAUUCUGAAUGGGAAGAUGACGUUGCAUCAAACAAGAAGUCUAUAUUCGAGACGAAAAACACCCAGACGCAUACCGUACACGCACCGUACUACCCGAUGGAGAAGUUUGAAUGGUGGUGGAUUACUGUAGCCUAUGUGGAUAAGAAGGAGAAGACACGGCAGAUGUUGACGUUCCCGCAGCUGGUGAAGACGUUGAUCGAUGAGCAAACGGUGGACAUCCGAUUCGCCGCCCCACCACACAAAGGGAUCUACACGUACAAUCUGUCGGUGAGGUCCGACUCGUACAUGGACGCCGAGUAUAGUGUUGAUUUUAAGAUCGACGUCAAGGAGGCGAAAUUCGUUGAAAUCAAACACGACGACUACGUUGACGAGGACGACGAAGAAGCUGGGCAGGUGUCGAGUGAGGACGACUACACGGAGGACGAUGAUUCAGAUGACGAGUAG